Molecule: messenger RNA, 877 nt
Organism: Morus notabilis
Lineage: Eukaryota; Viridiplantae; Streptophyta; Magnoliopsida; Rosales; Moraceae
Product: transcription factor MYB82
Exons: 3
Coding region: 1-762 (253 amino acids)
Source: RefSeq, a predicted model, not a curated record
AUGGAAGACACGAGAGAAAAGAAACAGCCAAAGAAACACUUGUGGAAGCCAGAAGAGGACUUGAUUCUGAAGAAGUAUGUGGAAACUCAUGGUGAAGGCAACUGGGCAACUGUGUCACAACAAUCAGGUUUAAUGAGAGGUGGAAAAAGCUGCCGACUGAGAUGGAAGAAUUAUCUCAGGCCUAACAUAAAACGUGGAGAAAUGUCUCAAGAGGAACAAGACCUUAUUAUUCGAAUGCAUAAGCUUCUGGGGAACAGAUGGUCCCUGAUUGCCGGCCGGCUUCCUGGUCGAACCGAUAAUGAAGUGAAGAACUAUUGGAAUACCCAUUUGAACAAGAGAUGCCAAUGGGGCAAAAGAAAACAUACCGAUUCAAAUGGCGAUAAAAACGACAGCAAUGGUUCUAAGACGAAUAACAAAGAAAACAAAACCGACAAUCCUCAUCCGACCACCAGUGAAAGCCAGAAAAACACUACCGAGAGAUCGGUAGAACGGAAGGAGGAAGAGAAGAGUGCUGCUUUAAUCCCAUUCAUGGAUGACACAAACGGCUUUAAUUUCGACAUAGAAUCUCCCAUUAUGACUCCUGCAAACAGCUCCAUGUUUGUCUUCGAUGAUGAGCCUUUCACAACCUACAUGGAUUCAUUUCUUUUGUUUGAAGCAUUUGGAUACACUGCAGGAGAGGAGAGUUAUGCAGAGUGCAAUCACUCUAAUGAUCUCUGCCAUUCUCAAUACAUGACUCUUUCCACAUAUUCUAGUAGGAAUUAGUUUGUGUUUUGAACACUGCAAGACCGCAGCACUUUGUGCUUUUUCCUGCAGUAGCACCUUGUGCUUUUUUCCUGCAAUGCUGACGGACGCACCAUAAUAUUGUUCUUUUUUUGGG